Molecule: messenger RNA, 1103 nt
Organism: Etheostoma cragini (Arkansas darter)
Lineage: Eukaryota; Metazoa; Chordata; Actinopteri; Perciformes; Percidae
Gene: kdelr2b
Product: KDEL endoplasmic reticulum protein retention receptor 2b
Exons: 5
Coding region: 169-807 (212 amino acids)
Biological process (GO): endoplasmic reticulum to Golgi vesicle-mediated transport; protein retention in ER lumen
Cellular component (GO): membrane; endoplasmic reticulum; cis-Golgi network
Molecular function (GO): ER lumen protein retrieval receptor activity
Source: RefSeq, a predicted model, not a curated record
UUGGCCACGUCCCCAAGCCACGUCGCGCUUUGCUCGCCAUUUUCCCAUUUUCUGAAGCCAGAAUCCGUCUAUUCUAGUGUCACGGUGUCAAUUUAUACACUCACCGUUACCGGAGACGAACGGAGCUCUUAUAUAUAGGGUCUCACCUCUGCCGGAGCUCCCAUAAACAUGAACAUUUUCCGGCUAACCGGCGAUCUCUCCCAUUUAGCAGCCAUCAUCAUCCUGCUGCUAAAAAUAUGGAAAACCAGGUCUUGUGCCGGUAUUUCUGGAAAGAGUCAGGUUCUGUUUGCCUUGGUGUUCACCACUCGCUACCUGGACCUGCUCACCUCCUUCAUCUCUCUCUACAACACCACCAUGAAGAUUAUCUACAUUGGGUGUGCGUACGCCACUGUGUACCUGAUCUGCGCUAAGUUCAAGGCGACUUAUGAUGGGAACCAUGACACGUUCAGAGUGGAGUUCCUGGUUGUCCCCGUUGGUGGCUUGGCUUUCCUGGUCAACCAUGACUUCUCUCCCCUGGAGAUUCUGUGGACCUUCUCCAUCUACUUGGAGUCGGUGGCCAUCCUGCCACAGCUUUUUAUGAUCAGCAAGACUGGUGAGGCGGAGACCAUCACCACCCAUUACCUGUUCUUCCUGGGACUCUACAGAGCCCUCUACCUCAUCAACUGGAUAUGGAGGUUCUACUUUGAGGGAUUCUUCGACAUGAUCGCCAUCGUUGCUGGGGUGGUACAGACCAUCCUCUAUUGUGACUUCUUCUAUUUGUAUGUAACGAAAGUGCUGAAAGGAAAGAAGCUGAGUCUGCCAGCCUAAGUGCCAAAGAAGAGGGUUCUGGCAGACUCAUAGAGGGGGGUCGGAGGGGAGGAGGAGUGGCGGUGGACACCUCCCACAGCCCCCAACCCCACCCUCCACCACCACUUCUUCUCCUCCCCUUCCGCCAGUGUAAGAUGCCUGAGACAGAGAGCGAAUGGGAGCUGCUGGCUGCACCGUCUUCUGAUCCAGAAUCAGUGGAAUCAGAACCCCUGCAGAGGCUGGUCCGUGGCCUUCGGAUUUCUGUUUGAUGCAUCUUGCCUUAACUUUUUUUUAUUACUCUGUAUAAAGGAAGGGAG